GCCACUGCAAGAUCCGCCGAGACCGAGACCGACAAGCAUGCCAUUGACGCCGCAGUACGAGUGGACCCAGACCGCGACGCACCUCUCGCUGACCGUGCCGCUCAAGGGCGCCAGCCGCAAGGACGUCGACUUUUACGUCGCGGACGCGGUGGUCAAGAUCAACUUUAAGCCGUAUGUACUGCUCCUGGACGUCGUCGCGCAUAUUGAGCCGACGAGCGCGGUCGUCAAGAUGCUCGACGGCGUCAUUCACUUGACCGUCGCCAAGAGCACGCCAGACAUGUGGAAGGAGCUCGUCUUUUCUGGCUCCAAAGCCGACAUUCUAGCGCGGCGACAGGCGUCCAUGGACCGCAAGACCGAGAUGGAACAGCAGUUGGCCGAGAAGCGAAAGGAUGCCAAGUACGCGACGGAGAAGAAGACGCUCCGGGAUCAAAUGGCGCUGGAAGAGCACGAGCGGCAGCGCCUCGACGACAUCAAGGCCGACGAAAAGCAGCGCGAAGAGACAGCCAUGUACCGCACCUUCGAGGAGCUCAAAGCGCCAUCAGCGCCCAAGCGAGCGAUCGUCAAGCCGCCGAUGGAGCCGAUCCUCGAGGCGUCUACCGACGGGACCUUUGACGUUUCCAACAACGACGAGAUUGAGUGGAGCGACACCGAGUCCGAGACCGACGUGGCGCCCUUGCCAACUCCGCCGCCCCCUGUUCAAGAAUAUGGCAUCAGCAGCAACAACGACGUCAACGACGAGGACGACGAGAGCGAUGUGGUGUACGUUCCCGCUCCGCGCGAGACGCUGCAGUCCACCAUCAGCUUUACGCCGCGCGUGUUUCCAACGCCGAGCCGCGAGUCGACGGCCGCGGACGAGGAAGAUUGGCUCGUCAAGAACCGCAAGCAUCUCAAGUCGCACAAGGGCCUCAACGCGAAUUACGCCCAAGAUAUCAGCGAGACCGAUCCCGUGUGGCUCAAGGCCAAGGCCGACGACUUUUACCACCACCGCGACUUUCAGAGCGCGCGCAACGCCUACUCGGAAGCGCUCGCCGUGGACGGGACCUUGACUGCGUGUCUCUCGAACCGCGCCGCCUGCCACCUGCACUUGGGCGCCUACCAGCUCUGCGCCGACGACUGCAGCGCUGCGCUCGCCCAGCUGCCCGACAACGGCGCCACCUCGUCCGACCCCUGCGGCACCCACCGGCUCAAGGUUCGUGUGCUCGUGCGUCGAGGCACGGCCUACGCGCAGCUGGGCUACUACAGUCAAGCCAAGGCGGACUAUGGCGUCGCGCUGAGCAUGCACCCCGAGAACGAAGCGCUGCAAAUCGACUUUGCGAGGAUUUCGCGCCUCGACGAGUGCUACAAGGUCAAGCAGCGCGGCGACUUGGCCUUUGCCGCGCAAGACUUGACGAGCGCGCGCGACUUGUAUACGGCCGCGCUGGCGAUUGACCCGACCUUUGUCGCAUGCCUCUCGAACCGAGCGGCGUGCCACCUCGCGCUUCUGGACGCGGCGAGCUGCGUGCUCGACUGCACCGAAGCGCUUGCCCUCCUCCAACAAGUCGUCGCGCCUGAUGUGCGCGGGUCACCGAUCGCACUCUCUGCGAUUCCGCCACCAGGCUCCAGCAAGCGGCGCGAGUGGGUUCUCAAGACACUCGUUCGCCGGGGCACGGCGCAGGCGGCGCUGCACAACUACGACAAAGCUGAAGCGGACUUUGCCGACGGUCUUGCGCUCGAUGGCGGUAACGAAAAGCUGCAGAAAGACCUGGACCGCGUCCGCGCGUUGGCCGCGGCCAGCAAGGAAUAAUGCAGCAAAGCGUCGUGAUAAAAUUGUGGUCAUUGAGUCUACUUUAUUGCGCACGGUCGGUGCUCUGGG
This is a messenger RNA of Saprolegnia parasitica CBS 223.65, 1852 nucleotides long. RefSeq lists its product as hypothetical. The record is from RefSeq and is a predicted model, not a curated record. The transcript is spliced from 14 exons. Gene Ontology annotation, biological process: inner dynein arm assembly; cilium movement; outer dynein arm assembly. Gene Ontology annotation, molecular function: protein binding. The coding region runs from base 38 to 1783 and encodes 581 amino acids. Lineage: Eukaryota; Oomycota; Saprolegniomycetes; Saprolegniales; Saprolegniaceae.